AUGACACGGGGGCCUUCCCCGUUAGAGACUGCGGGUUGCUGCAGCCCUUACGCAGCAGCAGCAACAGCAGCAGCAGCAACAGCAGCAGCAGCAGCAACGCAAGAAGCAACAGCAGAUGGGAGUCUUCAGCUGUACGCUCACCUCCGAAGGAAAUGCAUCGAAGCGAGGGCCUUUAAGGAUCCUCGGGCAAUGCUGCUGUACGCGGAGGUCCUCGUAUGUCUUGCGCAUCCUGGCGGUGGUGUGGGGGCCCCAGGGAAGGAGUCUGCUGCUGCUGCUGCUAAGAAAAUGCUGCAGCAGAGAGGCAUUCGCUCUGUCUGCUGCUGCUGCAGCAGCAGCGACUCAGCAGCAGCAACAGCACCAUCAACAGCAGCAGCAACAGCAGCUCACCAGACGGUUCCCGCAUCUGAAGGAUGUAACAGCAGCAGCAACAGCAGCAAUAACAACAAUGACAGCAGCAGCAGCAGCAGAAGAGACAAAGGAGACGACGGGGGUUGCUGCAGCGCCCCGGCAGCAAAGCCUUCUCCGAGCAACAGCACCAAAAGCAUCAGCAACAGCAGCAACAGCAGCAACAGCAGCAGCGAGUGUCUUCACCUUGACAGCCUUCGUUUGUUUGCUGAGGCGCUGCUGCGAGGACGAGACAUCCUUCGUUUGCUGCAGCAGCUGCUGCAUGCAUUCAGGCGGUGGACCUUCAAAGACCCGCUGCUGCUGCUGCUCGCAGCAACAGCUCAUAUGGAGACAGGCAGCAGCGAAGGGCUAUCUAAAGGAUGCGAUUUGCUGCAGAAGACGCGCAGCAGCGUUUGGGGGUCUUCUCCUCUAGCACACGACAUACAGGUGAAGUUAGGGUUUGCGUUGGAUCGUCUGGGAUGCGCUGAGGGUCUGGCGGAGCUGCAGGCGGCGUUUUGUUUAAACCCUCUUCGGCCGAAGCUUUUAUUUCUUUUGUUUGGAUCGGGGAUCCUCACCUACAAACAAGAAGCAGCACUUCUUGCUGCUGCUGACUUCAGCAGCUGCAGCUGGGCCCUGCACCUCGCUGUUACUUUGUCUUCUGCUGCUGCUCGGACGGUAACUCUUCCCUUUCCCAGCAGCAGCAGCAGCAGCAGCAGCAACAGCAGAAGCAGCAGCAGCAACACGGGCAGGCAUUAUGGGGAAACCCCGUUGGAGUUGCUGGCUUUGGUGCGUCAGGAAAGACAGCAGCAGCAACAGCAGCAACAGCAACAGCAACAGCAGCAGCAGCACGGAAAUAAGUACAAGGCGGAGGAAGAGCAAGACAGGGGUUUGCUGCUGAUUAGGGAUUGCGAGCAGCAGGUGCAGCAGCAGCAGCAGCAGCAGCAAGACCAGCAGCAGCAGCAGCAGCAACAGGAAUUGCUGCAGAGCCCAGCGCUUGCUGCUGUUGCGUGUCGCUAUCCGACGAGUUUGCUGCCUCCUCUCUGCAGAUUCUCGCAGGCGUUGGAGGUGUUGAGUGAAGGGCUGUACGCGGCUCCUGUCUUCAUCAGCUGCUGCAUGCAGCUCGGGAAGACAUCGGAUUUGCUGCUGCUGCUGCAGCGCCUGCGGCAGCACAAGGGCUCUGAUGACUUGCGCUUCUACGCGGAAGGGGUGUUUUUAAUGAUGAGGUCGCAGUACGCAGAGGCAAUCGCCGCCUUCAGGCGAAGCCUAUCGUUUGGAGGCGGAUCUCUUUGUUCUGUUUGCUGGGGUUUAAACCAUCUUUGCUUGGGCCAUUGCCUUAGUGCUGUUGCGCUGCAGCAGCAGCAGCAGCAGCAGCAGCAGCAGCAAGCUGCUGCUGCUUACCAGGAGGCUUCAAGACAUAUGCCGGGUGCCUUGAGGCCCCGAGACCCUCGCGCAUGUUAUGAGCUCUCCACAGCACUACUGAAUGCAAACAGAGUGGAGGAGGCGCUGCCCCUGGCGCAUGCAGCAGCAGCUGCUGCUGCCAGCACCCCCUUUGCGUUUGCUCGGCAUCUGGUGAACGUACACCUGGCGAGGUGCCUGCUGCGGAAGGCUGUCUCCCCCUCUUCGAAUGAUGAGGAGUACAUAAAGUUGGUGUUGGAGGCCUACGAUCUGCUGCAGCAGCACGUAGAGGCAGCAACUUGCCGCUGCAGCGACAGCAGCAGCAGCAGCUGCUGCAUUGGCUGCUGCAGAGAAGCCCACAGGUUGCUGCGCGCUUGCCGCAUCCUUAUGGGCGCCGUAGAAAAUUCCUCUGCAGAAGCAGCAGCAGAACCGGCAGCAGCAGCAGCAGCAGCAGCAGCAGCAGCAGCAAGAUACCCACUCCCAGAGGCAAUGCUACAAGAUUGCAAAUAG
Eimeria acervulina is the source of this 2289-nucleotide messenger RNA. RefSeq lists its product as hypothetical. The transcript has 15 exons. NCBI's taxonomy places the organism in Eukaryota, Apicomplexa, Conoidasida, Eucoccidiorida, Eimeriidae. Bases 1 to 2289 code for a protein of 762 amino acids. Gene Ontology annotation, molecular function: protein binding. The record is from RefSeq and is a predicted model, not a curated record.